CAAUGACCGAUUGUACACGGAUAGAACGUUGAAAGAAGCCAAGUCUCGCGUUAACACCUUUUCAACGCGAAAAAUGUGAAAAAGAAAAGAAAAAAAGCGAAACGUUGGAUGAUGUAACGGAUCUACGCGCGACAGUGUCCAUUAUCGAUUAGCAUACGUCGUCGAUUAAUCCAUCCGCAACAGUGGAUGCUGUGAAUAGGCCAGUAAACACGUGCACGUUGCUGGAGAAGGAUGAUUCUAAUUGUUCGAGGUACAGUUCGAGCCAGGCAGUCGUGACGCUUGCCUCUGAUCGUGAUUCAGGUUCAGUUCGGAACGCGCACUCGAACUCGAAGGAUCCUCGAAGCCUCCUUUGAUCCCCCACUCGGGCCCCACACAGGAAACGUACGUACGGAAAGAGAGAGGCUUUCCUUGCUCUCUGGCGAACAAACGAACAACACCUUCCAACCUGUUGCAACCUGUUCGCUCGUCGUCCCGCUGGAUCGAUCUUUGCCGAUUUUUAAUCAUCCAUGAGCGGCGACUCCUCGGGGCGAGGAGACGGAGUUUGGAUUAUACAGCCGAGGAGGGAGGAUCCGGAGGAUAUCUUGCAACGAUAUUGAGCGGAUUCGAGGUGUAAGAUUGGCGGGAUGAUCGACAGGACACGGUUCGCGGUCCUUUUCGGGCUGCUCGGUCUUGCCUGCGGCUUGCAAUGCCCGAAACAGAAGAUAUCACCAGGCAGAGAGGUGGUCUGUUACACUUCCGUUUCUGAGGUGGAACAGUUAACGGAAGCUAUUUGCAGAUGCACCACUUUGGUGCAAAAAGGCCUCGACGUGCGAAAUCUCUCGGUUUCCGAAUUUGAAGACUUCCGGAAAUCAUUGAAGGAGAUUGUCCCAACUCUUCAGUUCGUGAUUUCCGUGGACGAUCCUGCAAAAACGUUGAGAACUUCCGGCACAGUUCGCCAAGAGAUCACGGCUCGUUUGAUCGGAGUUUUGAAAGAGGUUGAUGGAGUCGAGUUGAACAUGACUGCUGGAACAAAGGAACGUUUAGCCCAUUUUGUGAAAGGUUUGAAAGACGAGUUCUUGAGGAAAUCGUACGACAAGAGAAUCUUCUUGGUCCUACCCACGAAAUCAGAGGACCUGGCCAAACAAUACGACUUGAAAGAAUUAUCCAAGUACGUGGAUCUAUUCACGGUACCCACGCAUUACCUGGUCGAAGAUGACGAGUCUUAUCGUACGUUCCAUCCGUCACGAUUGAUGGGCCUCUUCGACAUGUUCAACGCGGAUAGUUUGAUCGACUUGAUUAGCGGAUUGGGCGCGCCAAAGAGGAAAAUCUUGGUGUCCGUGCCGUCAAGCGCUUACAGGUUUACGCUCAAGGAUCGGGACGACAAUGCCCCGAGCGCGCCCACCGAGGAGAUGCAACCGAUUGUCAUUGAUCAGAAACAGUUAUGCGAUUUGAUGAAUAAAGGAGAGUGGACGGUGGAAAGAGACGAAGAUCUUACUGCUCCUUACUCUUUCAAAGACAAAAUGUGGAUUGCUUUUGAAGAUAGAAUAUCGGUUUCAAUUAAAGGAAAAUAUGUACUGGUUCGAGAUCUCCCCGGAUUAGGUGUACAGGAUAUAGAAAAUGAUUUCAAAACGAAAUGUGGCGCGCCUAUCACGCAUGAGAUUCAUCAUUCCUUUAUGGAUUUCAAGAGGAAGUCUAGAGCUGCUGUGUUAAAUGCUUUGGAAGACGAUUUACACCAAAGAGAACUUGAAUAUUCAACUAAAGUCAAAUCAUCCGAGUUUCGAGUUGUUCGCGUAGUAGAUACAGAAGGACAUAUCAGAGUAGUUCGAGAGAACACUCAAACUGAGUUCACUUGUUCCAGACAAGGUUACUUCGUCCAUCCUAAGAGUUGCAACAGAUUUUAUCGAUGCGUGAAAUUCAAUCAAGAAGUGGAAGAUUACUCCGUGUUCGAGUUCGAUUGUCCAGCAGGUUUAUCUUUCGACGAGAGUACAGAAGUUUGUGUUUGGCCAGGUUCCAUGCCAGAAGGAUCUCCAUGUCCUGGAAGCAGCGAAAUUGCACCUGUGACAAGAGUGAGAUUCCAUUGUCCAUCCCAAACUGGCUAUUUCGCGGAUCCUCAAAAUCCUCGUUGGUUCUUCGCCUGCAUCGAUCUAGGAGGACCAGAAAUAAUGGCCUACGAGUUUCGUUGCCCGUACGGUUUGAUUUUCGACGAGCAAAAAUUAAUUUGCGAAUGGCCUUGGCUGGUAGUAAGCUAUUCUGGUAGUUACACAGGAUCAGAAUAUGAUAGCAGAGGAUAUGGUACAGGAUCCACUCCAGGUACUGGAGGAUAUUAUACUGGAGCAUUACCUCAUGGGUACACGGGAACCGGGGGAGGAGGAGGAUAUACUGGUACAACGGUUGGUGCUGGGUCAGGAUUUUCUGGAUCAGCUGGAAUUGGGUCCACUUUUGGACAAGGAAUUGGAGGAUAUACUGGCACAACAGUAACAAAAGGAUAUGGAACAUCGUAUAGUGAUCAAGGGCUUGGUGGAUUAUCUGGAUCAAAAGUAGAAGGCCAUGGAAUUUUAUUUAAUCAAGGAACUAGUAAUUAUAUUAUAACAACUGGAGUUACUGGUAGUUAUUCUGCACCUAGUAAAGAAUUUUCUGGAUCAGAAGGAAUAAGUCAUGGAACUACAUAUAUUGGUCAAAAAACUGAUGGUUACUCUGGAACAACUGGUGCUGGAUAUUUUGGAUCAGCAGGAGAAGAUCAUGGCACUUCGUAUACUGAUCAAGGAUCUAUUGGAUAUUCAGGAAGUAGAAGUGGAUAUACUGGAACAGGUACGAGUCAAAUAAGAACUGAUCAUGGAUAUUCAGGAACUAGCACGAUAAACUAUGGUGACAAAACUGGAAAAACAGGAUCAUCUAAUUAUAAUAAUCCAAAUGGUGCAGGACCAGAUCAUUAUGGAUCAACGAGUGGAGUAUACACAGAAUCUCAUAAUACAGGAUAUUCAGGAACUAGAACAAGUCAAGUAUCAUCUACUGGAUACAUUGGAACAAAUCAAGUACAUACUGGAUACACUGGAUCAGGUCAAAUAUUUACUGGACAUACUACACCAGGUCAAGUAUCUACUGGAUAUACUGGAAUAGGUCAAGUAUCUACUGGAUACACUGGAUCAGGUCAAGUAUCAACUGGAUACACUGGAACAGGUCAAGAAUCUACUGGAUAUACUGGAACAGGUCAAGUAUUUACUGGAUAUACUGGAUCAGGUCAAGUAUCUACUGGAUAUACUGGAACAGGUCAAGGAUCUACUGGAUAUACUGGAGCAGGUCAAGUAUCAACUGGAUACGCUGGAACAGGUCAAGAAUCCCCUGGAUAUACUGGAACAGGUCAAGGAUCUACUGGAUAUACUGGAGCAGGUCAAGUAUCAACUGGAUACGCUGGAACAGGUCAAGAAUCCCCUGGAUAUACUGGAACAGGUCAAGGAUCUACUGGAUAUACUGGAGCAGGUCAAGUAUCAACUGGAUACGCUGGAACAGGUCAAGAAUCCCCUGGAUAUACUGGAACAGGUCAAGGAUCUACUGGAUACACUGGACCAGGUCAAGUCUUUACUGGAUAUACUGGAUCAGGGCAAGUAUCUACUGGACAUACUAGACCAAAUCAAGUAUCUACUGAAUACACUGGAACAGGUCAAGGUUCUACUGGAUACACUGGAACAGGUCAAGGUCCUACUGGAUAUACUGGAACAGGUCAAGGUCCUACUGGAUACACUGGAACACGUCAAGGUCCUACUGGAUACACUGGAACAGGUCAAGGUCCUACUGGAUACACUGGAACAGGUCAAGUAUUUACUGGAUACAGUGGAACAGGAAACCUUGGACAUACAGAAACAAAUGGAAUAUAUAAUGGAGCAACUGGCACAAGUUAUACUGGACCCACAUAUUCAAGUAAAACUGGUACAAGUCUAGAAUAUUUCGGAAAAGAUUUUAUUAGUCAUGGUACUGGAUCACAAUCAAUUGAUAAAGGAUAUCCAGGAACAACAGGUCAUGGAGGAUAUAGUGGUACCAAUGUGCAAUUCACUGAUGGAUAUUCUAGAGAAACUCCUACCAUUGUAACAGAAGACUAUAGUGGAUCAGGAAUAAAAGAUAGUCUUCCUAGUGUAAAAUCUCCAGGAUCUACUUAUGGAUCAACGAUAUCAGGAUCUUCUGCAGGAACUGAUUAUUCAGGAACUGGAUACAUUUAUACUGGACAAACAGGAACGAAAUUCUCAGGAUCUAGAACAGGAGGCCAAAGUGGACAAUCAUCACAGACUCCAAUUUAUACUUUCAGUGGUACAACUGGAACUGGAUUAACUAAUAUAUAUUCAAAAACUCCCAUUUUUGUGGACAAGCCUAAUGUACCAACUUGUAUUACCAUCCAAUGUUCUCCUCCACCAAGUAGCCAAACGUAUACAACAAAUGAUUACAUUUCAAACCAUGGAAUUACUUCUGAAACAAACGUUUAUCAAGUCACUGGUGAAUAUACUGGAGGUUUAAAUGCUACUUUAGGAAGUCAUGUACCUUCUACGCCAUAUUAUGGAGACGUAACGUCCAACGACAUUUAUAAAAUAAAAACAACCGUCGGUACUGGUGAUAUUGCAACAGGACACGGUGUCCAGGGAUCGAUCAUCACUGGAGGCUCCACUCCAGGAACACUUAUCACUUAUGGAGGCAGUUCUGGCACAGUUUUCACAGGUCCUUCCGAUCAAGGUAGUAUAUUGACUGGAGUAAGUCAUCCAGGAUAUACAAAAACUGGUCCAAGUACACCUGGCUACGUGGUCGGUGAUGGAAUCAAAACUAUCUAUGGUUCUGCUAGUCCUGGAACUGUGAUAUAUGGAACAUCUACACCUGGUGUCGUAAUAACCGGAGCACCAGAAACUGGAACUGUUGUAAAGGGUCAAACGAGUCCUGGAUUAAUACUUACAGGGCAACCGGCACCUGGAGUCUCUAUUGGUGGUUCCAUCGAUCAAGGAACAAUUGGCUCCACAGGACAUCAUAUAUUUACUGAUUCAGGUUAUACAACUCCAUCAGGAAUUGUCACACCACCAUAUUCAUAUGGAACUAAAAUUGCAAACGUGUCACCAGCACAUGGCACCAGUUAUAAGACUAAUGAAUAUGAUAAUGGAGGACGCGGUACUAUCAAAUUUAACAAUGGCGAUGUGACAACCAAAUAUACAGAAAAAGAUAUUCCAGAUUAUAGACCAUCUGGAGAAUCUAUUCCCCCAGACACUCUUAUUCCUGGAAGCAGAGAUCGAUCUUCAUACCCUAGUGGAUUUACUAAGAUUGGACCUACUAAGACUGGCUUUACUAUUGCUACUUUAGGCGCUGGUGGUAGUUACGUAAUUAGUACUGGAAAAUCAGUUCCAACUCCUAAUCCUGAACAUAUUGGCGCGAAAGCUUUCGAAGGUAAUGUAGCAGGAUAUACGAAAUCAUCCACUGAAAGCAGUGUCAAUGAAGCCUAUUCAGGAGCAACUUCGACAUACAGUCAAGAUAUAGGUCAGUCUAAACCUAAUCUAGGACUUUCGAAAAGUCCUACCUAUUCCUAUCCUACACCUAGUAUAUCAUUUGAUAGUGGAGUAACGAAAAUUUUACCAAUUUCUUCGACAAAGGGCAGUUUUAUUACUGCAACUACUCCAACGCCUUUCUUGAAUGUUGAAUUGUAUAAUACGUCAAAAUUCAGUGAACCUGUCAAUCCAACUGUAGGCACUUAUCAGAGACCAAGUGGCUUCACACGUGCACCCACAAUUGGUACAUCUGUUGGUUAUACUAUUGGACCAUUUGACAGUUAUAAAACAACAGUUUUUGAAGCAGCUAAAAUUCCAAUCAGUGUAUCCACAGUUCAUCCACUGAUCGAUACUGGAUAUAAGACUGUUGUAUCUUCGACGCCUGUUCCUGUGACUAUAAGUCAGGACAAAUAUCGUACUCAGACUCAAUCCAAAUUUGAUUUUGGAAUAAAAACUACUCAACAGGGCGAAUAUGUUACUAGUACACCAGCAACAGUGUUCAAGAUAUCAGGUCCAGAGUUUGGAUCUACUACUCCAUCAUCCAGUUCUGGAUAUUUCACCACAACCAAGAACGUGUUUGAAACUGUAACACCUUCUGGUAUUUCAGAAUCAUUAAAACAGUAUUUGCCUAGCGGCACAAUCUCGCCAGCCAUUGAUACAACAUAUCAAUAUAGAAAACCUAGUGUUAUUUAUCAACAAUCAACACCAGCAACUUCUAAAACAUACACUAUAGAAUCGGUUACUAGUGAUGGUUCUCCUACGAACGUAGGAAUUUCUAAAGAAGAAGUUGGAAAAUUAAUUACUAAUUAUAGAGGCAAUACAAAAUAUGUGCCAAGCCAAUAUGAUAUUUACACAACAGGAUCUAUUUCUGGAGCAGAUUACUCCAAGAUUCAUCAACAAUCAUCAACAUCCAAGCCAGGUUAUGUUGCAUCAACAUCCUCAGCCACUAAAACGACACAAUCGCCUUUCUCAGUGACUACUUAUUCUGGAGGUUAUUCAAAACCAUCCUCAAUCAUCACUUACCAAACUACUGCCAAGUCGACAGCUGUAGGUAAAGGCAAAGUGAUAGUGAAAUGGAGUGAUCUGCAUCCUCUUCUGCUUGGAAAAUUAGGUGCAGAAUGCACCUGUAGAGGAGAUCCUUUCGCCAAUCUUAGAGGUCCAGGUUCCAAAUUGAUUGAUUCCUCCAAAGGCAAAGUGGAUCUAUCCAAUUACGACGAAUCAGAAAUUUACGUAGAUCUUGAAAAGGAAAAUAACUCAUACGAGGAUGGAGAUUAUGUGACCAAUUACGAAUCUUCUAAAGGACCAAUAAAGAUCUGGAACAAUCAAAUACAGAGUCAUUCCCAAAUCCAAGAGACGCCAUCAUCUGGUUAUCUGCCAAGUGUCACUCCUUCAAUAAACUCUGAUACUUCAAAAUUCACUGCCAAUUACAGAUCUGGAAAGAGUUUGAACAAUGUUGGCUCCUCUACCAAUAUCAUUAGUGCCACCAGAAAUUUAGAUACACCUGUGAACCACUUUGAUGGAGAUGGUGAAUCGGAGGAGAUCAUAGAUGGAGCCACCAACUGUGCUAGACCAGGUUUGUUCAGACAUCCCAACUUCUGCAAUAAGUUUUACGCUUGUCAUUGGGACGAGUGGAAGAAGAAGUUCACGCUCCACAUGUUCAACUGCCCUGUGCAUUUAACCUUCGACAAUGGCGCCGGAGCAUGCAAUUGGCCGAGCAUGGGUCCAGCCUGCCAGGACGAUAAUUUGUUAGUUUAGAUGGUUCAUUGUUCAACAGAUCUUCUCGAUCUUACGUAUCGCGAUACCAUCUUCUUCUUUGAUAUAAUUGAAUA
This is a messenger RNA of Apis dorsata (giant honeybee), 7318 nucleotides long. Its product is annotated as mucin-19-like. Gene Ontology annotation, molecular function: chitinase activity; chitin binding. The coding region runs from base 624 to 7244 and encodes 2206 amino acids. Gene Ontology annotation, biological process: carbohydrate metabolic process; chitin catabolic process. Gene Ontology annotation, cellular component: extracellular region. Lineage: Eukaryota; Metazoa; Arthropoda; Insecta; Hymenoptera; Apidae. The transcript is spliced from 14 exons. The record is from RefSeq and is a predicted model, not a curated record.